Messenger RNA from Drosophila novamexicana, 1430 nucleotides. RefSeq names its product splicing factor U2AF 50 kDa subunit (gene U2af50). Gene Ontology annotation, cellular component: nuclear speck; commitment complex; nucleus. Gene Ontology annotation, biological process: mRNA processing. The coding region runs from base 94 to 1344 and encodes 416 amino acids. Lineage: Eukaryota; Metazoa; Arthropoda; Insecta; Diptera; Drosophilidae. Gene Ontology annotation, molecular function: pre-mRNA 3'-splice site binding; poly-pyrimidine tract binding. The transcript is spliced from 5 exons. The record is from RefSeq and is a predicted model, not a curated record.
CAUUCGCAUUUUAAAGGGAUACAUAUUUCAUCGGCUUUUGUUUUAUAGUUAAAAUUUUUUUUCGUGUCAAAAUAUAUUUGUGCAAAUAUUAUAAUGGGAUAUGAUGAUCGUGACCGUGACCGCGACAGGCGCCGCCAUCGAUCCCGAUCUCGUGAUCGGCAUCGUGAUCGCUCUAGGGAUCGUCGCCAUCACCGGAACUCGCGCCGCAAGCCGUCAUUAUAUUGGGAUGUGCCGCCGCCUGGAUUUGAGCACAUAACACCAAUGCAGUACAAAGCGAUGCAAGCGUCUGGGCAAAUCCCGGCCAGCGUAGUGCCAGAUACGCCUCAAACAGCUGUGCCCGUGGUGGGGUCAACUAUAACGCGUCAGGCGCGUCGCUUGUAUGUGGGCAACAUUCCGUUCGGUGUCACUGAGGAGGAAAUGAUGGAGUUUUUCAAUCAACAAAUGCAUUUAGUUGGUUUAGCACAAGCCGCCGGUAGUCCAGUGCUGGCAUGUCAAAUUAAUUUGGACAAGAACUUUGCUUUCCUCGAGUUCAGAUCUAUAGAUGAGACCACUCAGGCCAUGGCGUUUGAUGGGAUCAAUUUAAAAGGACAAGACCUCAAAAUAAGGCGCCCACAUGAUUACCAGCCUAUGCCCGGCAUCACGGAUACGCCGGCAGUCAAGCCCGCUGUUGUGUCAAGUGGAGUUAUCUCAACAGUGGUGCCCGAUUCACCACACAAAAUAUUUAUAGGAGGUCUACCCAAUUAUUUAAACGACGAACAGGUGAAAGAAUUGUUGCUAUCAUUUGGUAAGCUAAGAGCGUUCAACCUUGUUAAGGACGCAGCAACCGGCUUGAGUAAAGGAUAUGCCUUUUGUGAAUACGUUGAUCUGAGCAUUACUGAUCAGUCAAUUGCUGGAUUGAAUGGCAUGCAGUUGGGAGACAAGAAACUGAUCGUUCAGCGUGCCAGUGUGGGUGCCAAAAAUGCUCAGAAUGCCGCUAAUACCAGCCAGUCGGUUAUGUUGCAAGUGCCGGGCUUAUCGACAGUGGUGACAUCUGGUCCGCCCACUGAGGUGCUUUGCUUAUUGAACAUGGUCACUCCCGAUGAGCUGCGCGAUGAGGAGGAAUAUGAGGAUAUAUUGGAGGAUAUUAAGGAGGAGUGCACGAAAUAUGGCGUCGUUCGCAGCGUUGAGAUACCGCGUCCGAUUGAGGGCGUGGAAGUUCCUGGUUGCGGCAAAGUGUUUGUCGAAUUUAACUCGGUUCUCGAUUGUCAAAAGGCUCAACAGGCAUUGACUGGCCGAAAGUUCAGCGAUCGCGUUGUUGUUACAUCAUACUUUGAUCCUGACAAAUAUCAUAGACGCGAAUUUUAGAUAAAGUUUCUACGUAUUUCACACAUUCACCAAUUUGUCCAAUAAAAAGAAAAAUCAAACAACAACAAAAAUCACAUAAUAAAAUA